Aspergillus sclerotioniger CBS 115572 is the source of this 2583-nucleotide messenger RNA. RefSeq names its product protein O-mannosyl transferase (gene pmt2). Gene Ontology annotation, cellular component: membrane; endoplasmic reticulum. Bases 133 to 2358 code for a protein of 741 amino acids. Lineage: Eukaryota; Fungi; Ascomycota; Eurotiomycetes; Eurotiales; Aspergillaceae. Gene Ontology annotation, biological process: protein O-linked glycosylation via mannose. The transcript has 5 exons. The record is from RefSeq and is a predicted model, not a curated record. Gene Ontology annotation, molecular function: dolichyl-phosphate-mannose-protein mannosyltransferase activity.
AAAGUCAAUCUCAGUGAGCUGUUUUACAUUUUAAUCCCGCUUCCUGUGGCAGCCCGAGAGUACAAGCCUGCCUUCUCUUCUAUCCCUGCAUUCUUUUUUUAUUCUUGAUAUACUUCCUCCCAUCCUUCAACCAUGGCAGCAAUAAACAUGGCGUCAAGCUCAGGAGUCAAUUUUGCCUCUGAAGUACGGCGUAGAACUGUCCCCCGCACCGGAAAAUUGAGCCAUGCUCCUGAUCAUGAAGUAUAUGAUGACGAGAAAUCAAAGCCAGAGCCUGCUUCGUUCAUUUCUGCGGUAGCCCACUGGGAGCCUAUAAUUGCGCCACUUCUUUUGACAGCUUUCGCAAUAUUCACUCGCAUGUAUAAUAUUGGUCGUUCGAAUAUCGUGACAUGGGAUGAAGCACACUUUGGCAAAUUUGGAUCACAUUAUCUGAAGCGCGAAUUUUAUUUUGACGUACACCCACCACUGGGUAAGAUGCUAGUUGGCUUGUCUGGGUUUCUUGCCGGUUACAAUGGGUCAUUCGAAUUCAAAUCUGGUGAGCAGUACCCCGAAGAUGUCAACUAUACGUUCAUGCGUAUUUUCAAUGCUGCCUUCGGAGCGGCGUGUGUCCCUCUCGCCUAUUACACUGCCCGAGAACUUGGUUUUCGCAAGGCCACUGUUUGGCUUAUUAGCCUGAUGGUGCUAUUCGAAAAUUCAUAUGCCACCAUCUCACGCUUCAUCCUCCUUGAUUCCAUGCUACUGUGCUUUACAUUCACGACCACACUGUGCUGGGCGAGGUUCCAUCGGCUACAGAGUGCUAGCUUUUCGACUGAAUGGUUCGCGUGGCUUUUUCUCACCGGCGUUAGCAUUGGCUGCGUCUGCAGUGUCAAAUGGGUCGGCUUUUUUUGCACUGCGAUUGUUGGACUCUAUACAGUUGAAGAUUUGUGGAACAAAUUCGGUGACCUCAAGAUGCCCGAGGUUGUGGUGGCCAAACAUUUUGUUGCCCGCGUAGUGGGCCUGAUCAUCGUGCCUUGCGUUGUCUACAUUCUGUCCUUCUAUAUCCAUUUCUGGAUCCUUGAAAAUAGUGGCCCUGGAGAUGCGCAGAUGAGCUCGCUUUUCCAGGCGAACUUGAAAGGCACCGAAGUCGGAAAGGAUAGCCCUCUCGAGAUAGCGCUAGGAUCGAGAGUGACGCUGAAAAACAUGGGGUAUGGUGGCGGGCUUCUCCAUUCGCAUAUUCAGACAUAUCCGGAAGGGUCAACACAGCAACAGGUCACAUGUUAUCACCAUAAGGAUGCCAAUAAUGACUGGUUCAUCUAUCCCAAUCGUUAUGAACCUGAAUUUGACCCCGAGGGCCCUUUGAGAUUCAUUGGCGAUGGUGACAUUAUCCGUCUAAUUCAUGGACAGACGGGUAGGAACUUGCACUCACAUGCUAUAUCUGCCCCAGUCACUAAAAGCCAGUUCGAAGUGUCUUGCUACGGUAACAUUACUAUUGGCGAUGACAAAGACCACUGGACAGUUGAGGUUGUUGAUGAUGUUGCCUCCAGAGACAGGACCAAAAUUCGGACUCUGACCACUGCAUUUCGCUUAAGACAUCCUGCCUUGGGUUGCUACUUACGUGCAGGGAAUGUAAACCUUCCACAAUGGGGUUUCAAACAGAUUGAAACUACAUGCGUGAAGGAGAAUAAACCCAGUGAUGUUUACACGCAUUGGAAUGUCGAGUCUCAUUACAACGAAAAACUUCCACCUGGUGAUCCAGGGUCCUACAAGUCCCCUUUCUGGAAGGACUUCAUUCAUUUAAAUGUUGCCAUGAUGACGUCCAAUAAUGCUCUUGUUCCCGACCCCGAUAAGCAAGACGAUCUCGCCUCCAAAUUCUGGCAAUGGCCGAUACUCAAUGUAGGCCUUCGUAUGUGUUCGUGGGACGACAACACAAUCAAAUAUUACCUUCUGGGCAACCCCAUCGUCUAUUGGGGAAGUACCCUGAGUCUUGCCACCUUUGGGCUUUUGGUUCUUUGGUAUAUCGUGCGUUGGCAGCGAGGCUAUAAUGAACUUACUCAAGCGGACAUCAGUCACAUUCACUAUUCCGGCCUGUACCCAGUCAUUGGAUGGGUGCUGCAUUAUCUACCUUUUGCUGUUAUGGCACGAGUGACCUAUGUCCACCAUUACUAUCCGGCUCUCUACUAUGCCAUACUCACGUUCGGGUUUUGUAUUGACUGGUUCACUCAAGGGAUGAACAAGAAGUUGCGAUGGGUGGUUUACGCUUCCCUUUACUGCAUUAUCAUCGGCAUGUUCGUGUACUUUCGAGCUAUUGUGUUUGGCAUUGAAGGGUCCAGUCAGCAGUGGUCUCAUUUGAAUUGGCUCAAUGGUUGGCGGAUUGCGAAUUGAGUUGCUUCCGCAUCACCACCACCCCUUUCCUCUUUCCUUAUCAUGACAAUUUCUGUCAUAAUUACACUUGCUAUACAAUAUUAAACUUUUGUACCAAACUUCUGCAUGUAUGCUAUUGCCCUCUUGUGAAACAUAUGUAAAAGGUAGUUUGUUAUUGUUUCGGGAUGAGAACCAUGCUUCAUUAUCCCCAUAGCGGCUAUGAGCAUGUUCAGUUGCUCUCUUUUC